AUGAUAGCUUUCUUUCUUUCUUUCUUUUUUCUUUCUUUCUUUUUUCUUUCUUUCUUCGGGUCUUCUUUUUUUCUUUCUUUCUUUCUUUCUCUCAUUCUUUUUUUCUUUCUUCUCCCUUUACUUUUUGACGCUUCUGUUGACGAAUUUAAGGAGGUCAGUGCUGGCUUCUUCAUAAACAACAAUCCACAAACACAAGCCACCUAUUUGCGAAGAGAGAAGUUAUGUAUACCUGUCUGCCUUCUCCGACCUGACUUUAUGAUUUGUGUUAUUGAUUGUGAAGAUGGAGGAAAUCGCUAUGAAGAUUGCCAACACAAUCAGGCCAAGGAAAUCGAUGCUACAUUUCUUUUUCAUAGUAUCUAUUAUCUCAUCUUACUCCUCCUCUCUCACUCACACAUAUAUAUUCACACACACGCGCACACACACACACACACACACACACACACACAUCUAUCUAUCUAUCUAUCUAUCUAUCUAUCUAUCUAUCUAUCUAUCUAUCUAUCUAUCUAUCUAUCUCUCUCUCUAUAUAUAUAUAUAUAUAUAUAUAUAUUAUUUACUGCUGUAUCUCUCUCUCCCUCUCUCUCUCUCUAUCUAUCUAUCUAUGUAUCUAUCUCCCGAAACUAA
Messenger RNA from Acanthosepion pharaonis, 621 nucleotides. The record is from the annotation of a GenBank genome assembly. NCBI's taxonomy places the organism in Eukaryota, Metazoa, Mollusca, Cephalopoda, Sepiida, Sepiidae.